UUACGAAAAGCAGAGAACAGGCUUGUGUUUUUUAAAAUAUUUACAAGCGCUGGCAUUAUCUUCUCAAGGCUGUUACACUUACAACCAGGAACGGAGAAGCCUACAAGGAGGACGGGUUUAAAAAUUCAUUCAGAUGGGGAAGGGACCACGAGAGUGCCUGAGUUUCGUUUUCGUCAAAUUGCUUGGGUUGCUUUCUACAGAAAGUGCAAUGUCGUCAUUCAAUUUGACCUGUCUGUGUCCCAUGGAGACCUCCCAGCUCUUCAUGCCCCGGAAUUUCAGCUGCAUCGCCGCUUUGUCCGGCAGUUCGGCCGAGGAGUGUGCACUGGCCGCGAUGGGGGACAGCGAGAACUGCAAGCGCCAAGGCCAGGCGGACAAGCAACGCAGCCGGGACGGGACCCCCAGCAGCAGCAGCAGCAACAAGAGCUCGAGCCCCGGGCAGAGGAGGAGAGCCAAGUCGCUGCCGGCCCCCGGGGGCCGAGCGGUCACCGUCCUGACCCGGGCCAGCAGCAAGAAGGUUCGCUUCGCCGACUCGCUGGGACUGGAGCUGACCACCAUCCGACACUUCUGCGACGCCGAGGUGCCCCACGUCCCUCAGAGGGUGAUGGCCAGGCUGAGGGAGCAGACCCCCGAGCGCCUGCUCAGCAACAACAUGAUGGCCAUGCUCCUGGACAGUCCCACUCGCCUCCUUGAGCCCCUCUUCAGCGACCCGGGCAGCUCGCCCGACUUCGAGGGCAGGGUCCGGCGGGACCGCGUUUGCCUGGAGAGCAUCUCCACCGACCAGUUCAGCGUGCUGGGGCUGGUCAGGGUGCUCAACAUCGCCUACGAGAAGCAGGUGACGGUCAGGUACACCCUCAACCACUGGCAGUCCUACAUGGACGUCGCGGCCACUUACAGCGGCCACUCUGCGGACGGCAGCACGGACACUUUCUCCUUCAAACUGGUGGCCCCCGUCUUCCUGGACACCGGAGGCACUCUCCUGUUUGCCAUCCGCUACUUGGUGGCGGGCCGGGAGUACUGGGACAACAACAAGGGCUCCGACUACCUGGUAAGGAGCCACAAGUUCAAAAUCUCCCCGCCCAAGGACUGGGAAAACGGCUGGAUCCACUUCAUUUGA
Messenger RNA from Hemiscyllium ocellatum (epaulette shark), 1114 nucleotides. Its product is annotated as protein phosphatase 1 regulatory subunit 3E. Gene Ontology annotation, biological process: regulation of glycogen biosynthetic process. Gene Ontology annotation, cellular component: protein phosphatase type 1 complex. The record is from RefSeq and is a predicted model, not a curated record. The coding region runs from base 134 to 1114 and encodes 326 amino acids. The transcript has 2 exons. Gene Ontology annotation, molecular function: protein phosphatase 1 binding; glycogen binding. Lineage: Eukaryota; Metazoa; Chordata; Chondrichthyes; Orectolobiformes; Hemiscylliidae.